AUGGAAGACAAACGCUACUUGUUGAAACAGCCGCUUCAUGGUAUCUACAUCCCCAUUGGGCUCAUUCUUUUCGGUACUGCCAUGUUUGGCUUACAGUACUUGCCUUACAGCAUAGCGUUUAUUGUGGUGGUGUGUUCGUGGAACUUCUAUGAGGUGUGGAGCAAAAGGCGGUCUGUGGAGCCGGUCAGAUGGAACGAGUUGGCGUUGAUCGACAAGACGGUGAUUUCGAGAAACUCGGCCAUUUACAGGUUCAAGCUUAAUAAUGAAGAUGAGGUGCUUAAUGUUCCUACAGGCCACAAUGUCGCCUGUUGUUUCACUAUCGACGGUAAGGACGAGAUCAGGUACUAUACGCCGAUUUCCAACCGUUUCGAUACGGGUUUUUUUGACAUUCUUGUCAAGCUGUACCCACAAGGCAAGGUGCUGAGGAAGUUUGCGCUGCUUAAGGAAGGUCAGACUGUUUUGUUUAGAGGUCCUGUCGGGAGAUUGGAGUACAAGACCAACAUGGCUAAAGAAAUCGGCUUGGUGGCUGGCGGCUCGGGGAUUACUCCUAUUUUGCAAGUUAUCACGCAGGUGAUCACCACUCCGGAGGAUUUCACGAAGCUUUCGCUCAUUUACGCCAACGAGACCGCCAACGACAUUUUGUUGAAGGCUGAGUUGGACGAAAUCGCCAGCAAGUACCCUAACUUCAAGGUCCACUACACGUUAACCACUCCUCCAGCCGAGUGGGACGGAUCCCAGGGCUACGUGACGAAGGAGAUGUUGCAGCAGCACAUGCCAGAGGCGCUGGCUGAAAACAAGCUUUUUGUAUGUGGCCCUCCAGAGAUGAAGCGCAGCGUGAUGGAAAUCUCGGAAGGUUUGGGCUGGGACAAGACCACCAUGAAGUCUGCCCCAACAGACCAGGUGUUCUGUUUCUGA
Molecule: messenger RNA, 915 nt
Organism: Candidozyma haemuli
Lineage: Eukaryota; Fungi; Ascomycota; Pichiomycetes; Serinales; Metschnikowiaceae
Product: cytochrome-b5 reductase
Exons: 1
Coding region: 1-915 (304 amino acids)
Cellular component (GO): plasma membrane; endoplasmic reticulum
Molecular function (GO): oxidoreductase activity
Source: RefSeq, a predicted model, not a curated record